Messenger RNA from Raphanus sativus (radish), 621 nucleotides. RefSeq lists its product as uncharacterized. The coding region runs from base 102 to 377 and encodes 91 amino acids. The record is from RefSeq and is a predicted model, not a curated record. The transcript is spliced from 5 exons. NCBI's taxonomy places the organism in Eukaryota, Viridiplantae, Streptophyta, Magnoliopsida, Brassicales, Brassicaceae.
CCGCUCUUCUCAUUCCGUCUAUCUCAAGCUCCGUGUCAUCUCGCCGGCAAAGAACUCGAUCUAUCUGAAAAGAAAACCGUAGUUUGAAUCUCCUUGUGGAAAUGCCGACUCUACAAGGCUCUCUGCCUCCUGAGCUCGCUAACAAUGUGGUUAGGUUGUACCGUGAAUGUCUUCGUAGAGCUACAUUCAUUGGUAAGCAGCAACACAACACUGAGCUGGUGGUUGGUAUGGUGAGGCAACAAUUUAAGAAACACAUGAAUGAGACAGACCCCGAGAAGAUUCAGAAGUUAAAGGAUGAUGCUGCUCGUGGACUCAUCAAUCACAUGUUGUUCGAGUCAGAGAAGCUAACAGGACGCAAGGUUAGCCAGAGAUCCUGAUGCAGAGACUUGUUGCUGACUUUCAUCGUUAUACGCUCUCUCGUUCAUUGUAUGCUAAACAAUGCAAGCUUGGUUAGCUUUAAUAAAAGAACUUUUGUAAUGGGAGUAGCUUCCAUGCAUUCAUAAGAUUGAUGAUCUUGGUUUCCAGUUCAAUGUACUUCAAAUUGAAUCAUACUGUUUUUUGUCUCUUGUUUAGAUACGCUGUAUUAUUAGACACUUUGAAAAUGAUUAACAAUUUGAGUAA